Molecule: messenger RNA, 1170 nt
Organism: Metarhizium robertsii ARSEF 23
Lineage: Eukaryota; Fungi; Ascomycota; Sordariomycetes; Hypocreales; Clavicipitaceae
Exons: 3
Coding region: 1-1170 (389 amino acids)
Source: RefSeq, a predicted model, not a curated record
AUGACCGAACAAGUUCCGAUCAUCGACCUCACGGCUUACUACAACGACGGACUGCCUGCGCAGGAAGCCAUUCGUGCUAUCCACGAUGCGGCGUCGACGUGGGGCUUCUUUCUCAUCACGAAGACGAGGGUGUCCCCCCAGGUCCAGUCAUCACUUGUCUCCAUGUCACGUACCUUCUUCGACCUACCACUCGAAUCCAAGAUGGCACUCGAUGUUCAUAGUGGUGGCGUUGCCUGGCGUGGCUACAUGCCUCUCGGCGGCGAGCACACACACGGACGUCUCGACUGGAAGGAAGGUCUCUACGUAGGCCCUGAGCACGCCGAUGACCACCCACUCGCCGGCCUCCCACUGCACGGACGUAACCAAUUUCCUGACUUUGAUCUCCCCGAGAUGAGGCCUACUGUGCUGAAAUACGUGGAUCAAGUUACGGAGCUGGGCAAGACGCUGACAGACAUGUUCUCGUUGGCGUUGGGGUUGGGUCGCGCCGAGUUGCGCCAGACACUUCUAGAGCCGGAGCCCGUUGUGCUAUUCCGGUGUUUCAAAUAUCAGGCGGUGGAGGGGCAACUUUUUCAGGACAAGAUUGUUGGCGUAGGAGACAGGGAGAAGUCAAGGGAUGGGACUGGUGAGCAGAGUUUCGGUAUCGGCGAACAUACUGGUAAGGCGGUCUCACGACUCAAGUACACUCGGGACGCGCUCAUUAUAGCUAUAGACUUUGGUUUCCUCACCAUUCUGAAAGUGGACUCACCCGGCCUCCAGAUCCUAUCGCCCUCGGAUAAGUGGGUAGAUGUUCCAGUUCUUGAGGACUGUUUCAUCGUGAACAUUGGCGACAUGUUUGAUCAACUCACACAUGGCCGAUAUCGAUCCCGACCCCACCGUGUCUGCCGGCCCGGACCCGGCAACGCGCCGCGCUUUUCUUUCCCCCUUUUUUUCGACUUUGCAUGGAAUGCCAAGAUGGUGCGUUUACCGCUACAUCACUUGACCCCGCUGUCGGAGGAGGAGAUUGUGUCCGCGAAACAGCGCUGGGCUGGGACCACGUUCCGUUCAGUUCAAGGGCUUUGGUCACAAUAUUUGGCGCGUAAGAUGCAGAAGGUGUUUCCAGAUUUAAACAUGGAAGAUUUUGAACCCAACGCUGCACCUUCUACGAGGUUCACAAGGGUAGUAGGAACGUAA